Messenger RNA from Diachasmimorpha longicaudata, 654 nucleotides. RefSeq names its product large ribosomal subunit protein mL51 (gene mRpL51). Gene Ontology annotation, cellular component: mitochondrial large ribosomal subunit. The record is from RefSeq and is a predicted model, not a curated record. The transcript is spliced from 2 exons. Gene Ontology annotation, biological process: translation. Lineage: Eukaryota; Metazoa; Arthropoda; Insecta; Hymenoptera; Braconidae. Gene Ontology annotation, molecular function: structural constituent of ribosome. The coding region runs from base 145 to 627 and encodes 160 amino acids.
UGAGUUCUCCAAUCGUCCGCUGGUGUCUUUGAGGUCGCUUCAACCUCUGUAAGUGUUUGUUCUUGGACAAUUAAAGUUAACAAUUAUUCUAUGAAUGUUUGAUGAUUGUCUGAAAUAAGUCCAUUUUCAUAACACUUUUGUGCCAUGUCCUGGAUCAGGAGGAAAAUCAUUUCUGCGGUGUCGUGGGUACCGCAGGUGACUCAAGUACGUUUUCGAUAUCACGCAGAGAGAAGAGCUAAUGGGCCCCUUGUGAGGCGUUAUGGCUACAAAGAUCCACUGGACAUUCGUGGAUUACUCCCUCGACAGAAUCAAAAGAGAAUCGCCGAACAGCCCAUUUAUCGUCCAACAGACAAUUGGUCAGAGCGACGCGCACUUUUCGGUCAGAAUGAUUACAUUGACAUUCUCGGUGAUGACAGCCUCCAUCCGACCCGAAUCCUGUACAACACUCCUUCCUGGCUACGUGGUGCGAAGGGCGGUGAGAUGCAGAUGCUCAUACGAAAGAGGAAAAUAUGGGGCAAAGGUAUCUUCCCCAUUUCAAAUCCAACGAGAUGGAACGACAUCAGAAAGCGGAUUAAAUUUUUGUACAAUUUUUUGAAUCGUAAAACCAGAACUUACAUUAAGAAUUAAAUAUUAUCGACUUGUUGUGGAAUUCAA